Macaca mulatta (Rhesus monkey) is the source of this 3725-nucleotide messenger RNA. NCBI's taxonomy places the organism in Eukaryota, Metazoa, Chordata, Mammalia, Primates, Cercopithecidae. The record is from RefSeq and is a predicted model, not a curated record.
CAUUUGUUUAGAGAAGCCACAAUUGUACAAUUGCCUGUGUUACCUUAAAAAUCUGCUGAAUAUUUUUAAAAUGUCCUCUGCCAUGUAUCUGAUGUUUAGAAGUGAAUAUGAUUCACACCUAAAAACAAUUUUACUUCUACAUGUGGUUAAAAAUCUGUUUGAAAUAGUUCUAAACUUGUAGACUUCUCAUUAAUUUGUUUCCAUGAGGAUAUUGUGUACUAACUUAUCUGUCCUCUCUCUGCAGCAUCAGAAUAUUCAAAUGUCCUACAAGAAAUGGAACUUCCCAUCAUGGAUGACAGAGCAUGUAAUAUUGUGCUCAAGAGCAUGAACCUCCCUCCCCUGGGAAGGACCAUGCUGUGUGCCGGCUUCCCUGAUGGGGCAGUGAACGCCUGCCAGAGGGACGCUGGAGGACCACUGGUUUGUAGAAGAGGUGGUGGAAUCUGGAUUCUUGCUGGGAUAACUUCCUGGGUAGUCGGUUGUGCUGGAGAUUCAGCUCCUCUAAGAAAUAACCAUAUGAAGGCAUCACUUGUCAUUUUCUCCAAAGUGUCUGAGUUGAUGGAUUUUAUCACUCAGAACCUGUUCACAGGUUUGGAUCAGGGCCAACCCAUCUCAAAAGUGGGUCCGAGGUAUAUAACAAAGGCCCUGAGUUCUGUCCAAGAAGUGAACGGAAGCCAGAGAGGAGAGGAUUGUAAACCUCAGGGGACAGUGUUAUUUGGAGAAAAUGGGAAGAUUCGUUACCCCCAUUCCAAAGGAGAUUACUAUUGUCAUAAUUGCUUAUAUGUUUGGAAAAUAAUGGUACCAAAGGAUAUAAUAAUCCUGAUAAAAUUUACAAGUUUAGACAUGGAAAAGCCAGUUGGAUGUGAUCAUGACUAUGUAUCUUUACAAUCAGGCGAUGGAGUGCUUAUUAGUAAGAUCUGUGGAAAUAUAUUGCCCUUACCAUUGCUGACAGAGACCAGUGAGACCACGGUUCCAUUUGUUUCUGAUACAGAAGACAGUGGCCGUGGCCUUGAGCUUACCUUUACUGCCAUACAGAACUCAGAAGCAGGGUCAGGUUGUGGAAGUGUGGCUAUAUUGGUAGAAGGGACAAAUCACUCUGCCAAGUAUCCUGAUUUGUAUCCCAGUAACAUAAGGUGUCAGCAUUUCAUUCGUGCUCCAGAGAAACACAUUAUAAAGUUGACAUUUGAGGACUUUACUGUCAAACUUAGUCCAAACUGUAUUUAUGAUGCUGUUGUGAUUUAUGGUGAUUCUGAAGAAAAGCGCAAGUUCGCUAAACUUUGUGGAAUGUUGACCAUCACUUCAAUAUUCAGUGCUAGUAACAUGAUGGUGAUUUACUUUAAAAGUGAUGGUAAAAAUCGUUUGCAAGGCUUCAAGGCUAGAUUUACCGUUUUGCCCUCAGAGUCUUUAAACAAAAUUGAACCAACAUUACCUCCCCAAAACAAUCCUGUAUCUACUAUAAAAGCUAUUCUGCAUGAUGUCUGUGGCAUCCCUCCAUUUAGUCCCCAGUGGCUUUCCAGAAGAAUCGCAGGAGGGGAAGAAGCCUGCCCCCACUGCUGGCCAUGGCAGGUGGGUCUGAGGUUUCUAGGCGAUUACCAAUGUGGAGGUGCCAUCAUCAACCCAAUGUGGAUUCUGACCGCAGCCCACUGUGUGCAAUCGAAGAAUAAUCCACUCUCCUGGACCAUUAUUGCUGGGGACCAUGACAGAAACCUGAAGGAAUCAACAGAGCAGGUGAGAAGGGCCAAACACAUAAUGGCGCAUGAAGACUUUAACACACUUAGUUAUGACUCUGACAUUGCCCUAAUACAACUAAGCUCUCCUCUGGAGUACAGCUCGGCAGUGAGGCCGGUAUGUCUCCCACACAGCACAGAGCCUCCGUUUUCCUCAGAGAUCUGUGCUGUGACCGGAUGGGGAAGCAUCAGUGGAGAUGGUGGCUUAGCAAGUCGCCUACAGCAGAUUCAAGUGCAUGUGUUAGAAAGAGAGGUCUGUGAACACACUUACUAUUCGGCCCAUCCAGGAGGGAUCACAGAGAAGAUGAUCUGUGCUGGCUUUGCAGCAUCUGGAGAGAAAGAUUUCUGUCAGGGAGACUCUGGUGGGCCACUAGUAUGUAGACAUGAAAAUGGUCCCUUUGUCCUCUAUGGCAUUGUCAGCUGGGGAGCUGGCUGUGUCCAGCCAUGGAAGCCGGGUAUAUUUGCCAGAGUGAUGGUCUUCUUGGACUGGAUCCAAUCAAAAAUCAAUGGUCCUGCUUCACUUCAGACAAAUAAUACAUGCAAAACCUUAAAACAACAGUUGCUACCACCCACACCUUCGCCAGGCAGUGCAUCUUGGACAGGCUGUUGCUCUGAUGCAGAGCUAGAAAAGCCCAGAGGCUUUUUUCCCACUCCACAAUAUCCACUGGAUUAUAGAGGAAGACUGGAAUGUUCUUGGGUGCUCAGAGUUUCACCAAGCAGUAUGGCAAAAUUUACUGUUGAGUAUCUGUCACUCCUGGGGUCUCCUGUGUGUCAAGACUCAGUUCUAAUUAUUUAUGAAGAAAGACACAGUAAGAGGAAGAUGGCAGGUGGAUUACAUGGGAGAAGACUUUACUCAAUGACUUUCAUGAGUCCUGGACCACUGGUGAGGGUGACAUUCCAGUCCUUUGUUCAAGGUGCAUUUGGCAUAAGCUAUAUAGUCUUGAAAGUCCUAGGUCCAAAGGACAGUAAAAUAACCAGACUUUCCCAAAGUUCAAACACAGAGCACUUGGUCCCUUGUGAGGAUAUUCUUCUGACCAAGCCAGAAGAGAUCAUGCAGAUCCCAAGAAAUUCUCACAGAACUACUAUGAGGAGAAUGUUGAUGAGCACCAAGCUUUCUUGGUUCCUAAGCCAAUUCAGCACCAAGAAGACCACAGCUUCUUGUGGGGAGACUGUAGUAUCUAUGAAAAUGAUGUAUGCUUCUACCAUUCUUGCCUUACAGAACACCUGUUACCAUUCACUGCCUCAUGAGGUUGUUUUGAGAAUUAAAUAAGAGAAGACAUGUUAAUCAAUACUAAGAAACCAAACUUGUGUUUUGUUUAGAUUAGAAAUAUUUAUUCUGAUUCCUGUUCUUAAAAUUGUGCUGCUUGGAGGAAAAGUUUAGAUUGUCUCCCUAUUGCCUCUUCUAUGGGUGACAGGGCAAAAACAGAUUGGAAAAACAAAGAAAUAAAGAAGGGGACAGGGAAGGAAGAGUACAUUAGCAAUGUCAGUUAUCACUUGCAAUGUUAAUCAACUAUAUAUCUGUUCUUUACUUAGAACUAAUUCACAAAACAUACUAUUUUCUAUUUCCUUCUCCCCAAAAGUUUUAUGACUCUUUUUCAAUUUCUCUAAAUAGAGUUUACAAGCUCUGUGGUAUAGGUAAGGAAAAAAGUAUUUAUCUUCUACCCAUCUAUCCAGAGGAACAAAUCCUGUGAUCAGAAGUUUAGAACUUAUAGCCCAACCUCUGGGUAGGGGAGAGGGACUGGAAAUUGACUUAAUCAGCAAUUGUCAAUGAUGUGAUUGAUCAUUUCUAUGUAAUGAAGCCCUCAUAAAACCCCAAAAGGAGAGGUCAGAAAGUUGAGUUGGUGAACACACGGAGGGUGCUGGGAGGAUGGUGUACCCAGAAAGGACAGUGAAGCUCUGUGCCCAGACUCCAUAUCUUGCCAUAUACAUCUUUCAUUUGACUGUUCCUGAACUAUAUCAUUUGUAGUAAGUAGGUAAACACAAGUAAAGUGUUUCCCUGAA